Messenger RNA from Linum tenue, 3740 nucleotides. NCBI's taxonomy places the organism in Eukaryota, Viridiplantae, Streptophyta, Magnoliopsida, Malpighiales, Linaceae. The record is from the annotation of a GenBank genome assembly.
UUCAAAUGUCGCAAAACCCAAAAGAUCUCGUUUCUGCGUCUUGUCUUUUUUGAUUUUCCCUCUCAAAGUCAAACUCCAUGUUUUCUCUCUCGAUCCACCAUCCCAAAUGAAGGUUCUCAAUUAGGGUUAGGGUUUUUCCUUUUCCAUUUUCCCCUUUUUUUCUGAAUUUUUUUUGGGUGUUCCUUGUUGACUGUCGUCGAUUGAGAAGAAAAAGCAGAAAAAGACUCUUCAGAUCUCAGAUUUCGGAAUCAUGGAUCCUGCUUCCCAGGAGGAUCAAGAUCGGGCGAUCCCAACUGUCCUGGAUGCAAGUGAGACGCCAGAGGGGGACAGCUUGGGUGGUCAGCCACUAUCUCCUAAAGAUGAAAGGAUUGUUGCCUGCAAUCCCCCCUCUGAUGUAUCUGUCAUCGGGCCUGCAAGGUCUGCCAUUGAGCGACCACAUACUUCAGAUGCAAGUGAAGGCCUUCGCAUUAUACCGCCACAUGAUGUUUAUACUCAGCAUGAACAAAACUUCUCAUAUGGAAGUUAUGGCUAUGGCACAGGUACAUGGGAUGGAUACGCUCAAUAUCCUAGUGCUGCCGAGGGCUUACAUAUGUCUCCUGUGAUCUAUAAUGAUAAUUCAUCUCUUGUAUUCCCUUCUGGGUAUGGCUUCAAUCCUGAUAUGGCAUAUGGGCAAUACUCUCCUGUUGCCACACCCGUGCCUUCUAUAAUGCUUGAUGGGCAAUUAUACUCUCCUCAGCAGAUCCCAUUCUCACCAUCUUUCUAUCCACAACAUAAUCCAAAUUUUCCUUCAUCUGUUCAUGUUUCGCCGUCUGAGCUUAUGGCAUCAGAUAAUAAUAAUGAAAGCUACCCGUUCGGGCCUGGCUCAGGUUACUUUGUACAUUAUGGGUCUUUCGGCGGAGGGAACAUGUCUGGUGCACCUGGUUCCAGUCCGUUAGCAUCUCCUGCUGCUUAUCAUCAACCUAUGGGUAUAUUGGGUUCAUAUGAGCACCAUGUUGGACAGGUUUCACAACAAAGUCCAGUGCAUGGAUAUGGAUCAACUUCAACUUCCUCUAUGGGAAGAUAUCAGCGUGGGGGAUCAUAUCAGUCCUCUAACUUUGGUGGCAAUUCUGUUUCUUAUGCUGGAGAUAGGACACGGUUCGGUCUUGACAAGGGUAGGAGAAGAGAACAGGAAUCACUUUAUUUUACAAAUGACUCCUUUGGAUUUGACCGUAAUCGAGGGCCUCGGGCUUCAAAGCUUCGAAGUAAGAGUGCCGCCGAACAAGCUUAUUCUGGUAAUGGGAUAGAUGAAUCAUUGGGGUCCGAAGCUACACCUAGCUUAUACAACCGUCCAGAUUUUGCAACUGAUUAUGAUACUGCAAAGUUUUUCAUAAUAAAGUCUUUCAGUGAAGAUAACGUGCAUAAAAGUAUCAAAUAUGGGGUGUGGGCUAGCACUCCUCAUGGUAACAAAAAGUUGGAUGCUGCUUAUAGCCAGGCAAAGGAGAUAGAUGCUAAAUGUCCAGUCUUCCUCCUGUUUUCGGUCAAUGCCAGUGGACAGUUCUGUGGGGUAGCUGAAAUGCUUGGCCCUGUGGAUUUUAGCAAAGAUGCUGAUUACUGGCAGCAAGAUAGGUGGAAUGGCCAGUUUCCAGUCCGCUGGCAUAUUGUUAAAGAUGUUCCCAACAGUCGGUUUCGUCAUAUACUCCUUGAAAAUAAUGACAACAAACCUGUUACUCACAGUCGUGAUUGUCAGGAGGUGAAACUAGAACAUGGUGUUGAGAUGUUGAAUAUAUUCAAGGGUCAUGAUUCACAUACAUGCAUCCUAGAUGAUUUCGAAUUUUAUGAUCAGCGAGAGAGAACUUUGAAGGAAAGGAGGAGCAAGCAACAAACAAUUCCAACUGUGGAUUCUACAGGUCUACUUGGUUAUGAGACUCUAAGUAAGAUAUCAGACACUUUUGCAGAAGCGCUUAAGUUGGAUGAUGGUGCUAAAGAAACUGCAGUAAUUGAAGUUGGUGCUGGCUUAAUAACUGAUUCUGUACACUACCCUGCUGCUAAUGAUUCCAGUUCUGCUAUUGAGGCUAUCAGCAAUGAGUCCAACCCUGCAGUAUUAUGUGACAAGGAUUUUGUCACAGCUAAGCCAUCUGAUGCAGUUACUGUGGCAGCUGAUAGUAAGAAAGUACAUAUAGUUGAGUUGAGCAGUGAUGACCAAGAUUCAGCUCAUUGAUACAAUGGUUGACCAGUGGAGGAGUUUGUGGGGGAGUUUCAGUUAACUUGUAUCAGCUUUUGGAGAACAGUAAAAUGGGAUCCUUGUCCAUGACUUUAUAUUACAGAAUUCUUUUGUUACUGACACCGGUCGAGGGGGGUAUGUCCGACAUCUUUGAGCUGCUGGACUGCAACAUAACAAACAUUCUGUUUUUGUCUAUUUUCCGGUUCUGUAGUCAAUUGCUCUUCGAAAAGCUAGAAGGGGCUCUUCAGGCAAAGCAUCUGGGCAUGUUGUUCCUCAUUUAAUCAAACUGAAGGAUGCACGUGGCAUUCGAGAUUUGAAGUAGUUGGGAAUGACUGCAUUGUUGGGAUGCUGGGUCUUUUUUGAAUUUGUAUACUACCUGCCUGAUGCCCUGUUAAUUCACUGUAAUCCUAGGGUUCUUUUAUUGGAUUGUAAGGGUGAAUGGGCCAGGCAUUCGGUUGAUGGGAAAUGAUUGUAAAGUACCUCCGCCUUUGGGGGGCAAAAUAAUUACAAGAAAAGAGAAGGGAGAGAUGAAAAUUUACAUUAGCAACAAUUGUCUAUACUCACAGGAACUGUUUUGUCUCCCAAGGGGUGAUUGGAUCAAAGGAAGAGAUGUGGAAUGGUAUAAUUGUCGUCAUCUCUAAUGUUUAGCUGUUGGAGAUGCAGGAGUUUGUUGAAAGUCCCAUCUAGUGAUAUUUAUUGUUCUUAAUCUUUAAGGGUGAUGCAGGUAGCAAUAAAGAAGGAAGUUUGACUCUCUCUCGGUCUUGAUCGCUUGCCAGGCAUUGCAGUUUGAGGUAAUAGAUAAUCUUAUGAGUCCGGCCAUGGUGUUCUUGAUUUAUUUCUCUGUUGAAUUUGGAUUGGCUCUGCAUGUUAGGCAACUGGGUAGUCAGGCUUGCAUCCUAGUAUUUCCUACUCCAUUUUAUAUCAUGUUCUGGUGUCAGGUAACGCUUAGGAGUAGCCAUAAAAGAACAUAAUCAUGACCUUUGUGAAAUAUCCUGUUUUACUGUCUUAAUUUUUCGUACUCUUUCUCUAUUUCAGGCAAUGAGUCUCUUCUAGUCUCUUUUUUCUAAUUGUAAUGUUAUGAUGAUUUGCAAGAGAGUAGAGGAGCUAAUAGAAGUUCAGAGUAUUGUGCUCUGAACAAAGUGAAUGUAUUUGCAAGAGGUAACUUUCUGUACAAGCUAUGGUAAAUACAAGUCAGCUGAGUGGCGGUGGAAGCGAAGUGAACUGUUGAAAGACAGUUGCUUCGUGUUAGAAUGAAAAUCGGGGUUUGAGUUGAAGUACGAGGCACCCGAAUUCCCUGUGUGAAGCAUUUGGUGGCAUGUCCAUUGGUUGAUGAAGCUCAAUGAGUAAGUUCUGCUCUCCUUCAAACUAGGUAAUAGCACGAGCAAGCGCUGUAUAUUCAACGUAAGAGAUUUACGAGUAGGAAUGAUAAUCGACAAAGUGCGUGGUGCUUACAAGACUCCUUGUUCAGCAUCGUGACCAAAGGCACAGCAUGCUGCCAAACAUUUAUCUUCCCCUUGUGCAUUCUGCGACAACUUUUUGG